This is a messenger RNA of Carya illinoinensis, 997 nucleotides long. RefSeq lists its product as uncharacterized. Bases 162 to 746 code for a protein of 194 amino acids. The record is from RefSeq and is a predicted model, not a curated record. Gene Ontology annotation, cellular component: mitochondrion. Lineage: Eukaryota; Viridiplantae; Streptophyta; Magnoliopsida; Fagales; Juglandaceae. The transcript has 2 exons. Gene Ontology annotation, molecular function: protein-folding chaperone binding; zinc ion binding. Gene Ontology annotation, biological process: protein import into mitochondrial matrix; protein stabilization; protein folding.
AAAUUUGGACUUAGGCGAUGGCUGUAACUUAAUUUCAGUUUUAGCUUCGAAAAAAUAAACUAAUUUCAGUUUUAAAAAUGCGCAGGUAAUUUUAUUUAUAUCCCUAACGUUGGUCUUAUGUGGAUCCGUCUCUAACCUGCGAACUUGGACAGUAACCCCCCAUGGCGGCGACUAUUUUGCAGAAGAGGCUGCUCUCUCUCUUCGUCCGUAAUCAGAAUCAGCCCCACUCCGCUUCCCUCAAAGAACCUUUUUGGCAACUUCUUCCUUCAGCAACUGCAUCCUUUAGCAGCUCCCAAGUUUGUAAAGGAGAGAUUCAGACUCGAACAAAUCCAACCAGCCAUGUUAAUAAGGAUUCAGAAAAUCAUGAAGCUGGCAGUUUGAAGCCGGAUGGCGAUUCAGCUAAUGUUCCCUCCAAUAUACAUGGUAAUGACAGUUCGACUGUUAAGUAUUCUGCCACUUCAAACUUGAAAACAUCGUCAAGGCAUGAUCUUGCAAUGAUCUUUACUUGCAAGGUCUGUGAAACAAGAUCCAUCAAGACAGUUUGUCGUGAAUCAUAUGAGAAGGGAGUAGUGGUGGCUCGGUGUGGCGGGUGUAAUAAUCUACACCUGAUUGCAGAUCGUCUUGGAUGGUUCGGAGAACCAGGAAGCAUUGAAGAUUACCUGGCUGCUCGCGGUGAGGAAGUGAAGAAAGGUUCUGUUGAUACCCUGAAUUUGACACUCGAAGAUUUAGCUGGAAGGGAACUUUGAAAGAAUUAUACAGCAGUACAUCAGAAAAGGUUUCUGUGUUAUGUCUUACUUCAUCUCUGAACCUUAGUCUGAUUUUGCUUUGUCAAGGGCUUGCUCAUUAAUUUUAUUUUAUUUUUUUUUUAAAUUAAGUUACCUAUUCAUAAGUCCAAAAACCAGCACAAAAUGCUUCCGUGGUACGGAUAGCAUUUUCUCGACCUGGGUAUAUAUUAAAAAUGUUGAGCUGUGGGUAUCGGUUUUCUUUUCCUGGUAAA